Drosophila persimilis is the source of this 755-nucleotide messenger RNA. Its product is annotated as plasminogen receptor (KT). Gene Ontology annotation, biological process: positive regulation of plasminogen activation. The record is from RefSeq and is a predicted model, not a curated record. Gene Ontology annotation, cellular component: plasma membrane. Lineage: Eukaryota; Metazoa; Arthropoda; Insecta; Diptera; Drosophilidae. Bases 77 to 541 code for a protein of 154 amino acids. The transcript has 3 exons.
UGAGACCAGACCGGACCAGGGACCAGGGCGGCAGGCAAGUCAUCCAAGGACCAGACCAACAAAGACCAGCAAAGAAAUGGGCGCCACGGCCUCGAGAAAGAAAACCCCCGGCAGUGGCCAUCCCGAGCACGACGACCCAGCCUACCGCCGUUGCCAAGAGCUCAAGAUGGAGCGCUGGAUACAGAUGCACUACCAGAUCAAGCAGCGGGAACAGGCCUUGGCCAUUGCCCAGCACAGGGAGCUCUUCUACUGGCUGGGCGGCUUCUACUUGAGUGCCAUCUAUGGCAGUGCCAGCUACUAUCAGCGAACGAAACGCCUCUCGGCGCUGGCCCCACUCCUGCCGCUCUCCUUCGUCAUGGGCUACUACACGGACUGGGCGUACGGCAGCAAGCUGCAUCGCAUUCAAGCCGAGGCCAACAUGAUAAUGGAGCACGAGCAGGAGCUGCUGCAUUGGCCGGGCGGCCUGCCAUCGGUGGCGAGCAUCGAUGAGGCGCGUAUGGAGAACGAAAUGGAAAAGAAAAUGCAUCCGCAUCACAUGUAGAAAGAGGCAAAAGGCUGCCCCUAGAUACAUCCCACAGAUACGCUGCUGUGUGCGGGAUGGGUGUGCAUUUCGAUGUCCUCCUACUGCUCCUUUUGUACUCCACUCACUCUCUUUCUAUAUAUUGACCAUUUACUUAACCGAAGUUUACUUGCUCUCUACCGUUCCGAAACACACACUCGCGGUGCGUAAUGGAUGGGUGGAGUACUCACCUCUC